This is a messenger RNA of Sinocyclocheilus rhinocerous, 1963 nucleotides long. RefSeq names its product RNA-directed DNA polymerase from mobile element jockey-like. The transcript is spliced from 2 exons. Lineage: Eukaryota; Metazoa; Chordata; Actinopteri; Cypriniformes; Cyprinidae. Gene Ontology annotation, molecular function: RNA-DNA hybrid ribonuclease activity; nucleic acid binding. The coding region runs from base 32 to 1888 and encodes 618 amino acids. The record is from RefSeq and is a predicted model, not a curated record.
UCAAAGUGGAUUUAGAAAAGGGAGAAAUACGAUGGAUUCAAUAUUGUGUUUGGAAGCUGAAAUUCGAAAAGCUCAAAUUAAUAAAGAGGUGCUUGUGGGAGUCUUUUUUGAUGUAGAAAAAGCUUACGAUAUGUUGUGGAAAGAGGGGCUUUUAAUGAAAUUGGAAAGCUUGAGAAUUGAUGGAAAAAUGUAUAACUGGAUUCUGAGUUUCUUGUUUGGAAGAACAAUUCAAGUAAGAGUAGGGACUGCUUUUUCUCAGAUUCUCCCAAUUGAGAAUGGAACUCCCCAGGGAAGUGUGAGCAGUCCUAUUCUUUUUAAUUUAAUGAUAAAUGACAUCUUUCAUAACGUUGAUACUGGAAUAGGAAGAUCAUUGUAUGCGGAUGAUGGAGCAUUAUGGAAAAGGGGGCGUAAUGUUUUAUUUGUAGAAAAUAAAAUGCAAAAAGCAGUGAAUGAGGUGGAGAAUUGGGCGAAUUGUUGGGGUUUUCGGUUUUCUGUGGCAAAAACACAAGUAAUAUGCUUUUCGAAAAAGAAAAAGAAUCCAAGUUUGAAUGUCAAAAUGUAUGGUUAUCAGCUGGAACAAGUAAAUGUUCUAAGAUUUUUGGGUAUGUGGAUGGACUCUAAAUUAAAUUUUAAAAUUCAUAUUCAAAAAUUGAUAGAAAAGUGCAAAAAAGGAAUAAAUGUCUUAAGGUGCUUGUCCGGAGCUGAGUGGGGGGCAAGCUGUCAGUCAUUGAAAAGAAUUUAUGGUGCUGUGAUUAGGUCAAAUAUAGAUUAUGGUAGUGUAGUUUAUAGUUCUGCGAACAAAAUCUUACUUAAAAAAAUAGAGGUAAUACAAAAUCAAGCUUUGUGCAUUUGCUGUGGUGCAUUUAGAUCUUCUCCGGUGGCUUCAUUACAAGUUGAAAUGGGAGAAUUGCCUCUAGAACAGCGUAGGUUUCAGCUGAGAUUAAGGUACUGGUAUGGUGUAAAGGGACAUCUGGAAAACCAUCCAGUUAAACUAAUUCUGAAAGAUUGUUGGGAAUAUGAGUACAAAGAAAUUACAAGCUUUGGUUGGGUAGUAAGGAAGGAGGCAAACAGCUUGGAGUUGAAAGACCAUGAAAUUGCUCCUUCUGUUGCUAUUCCAGCAAUUCCUCCUUGGUUGUUCCCUAUGCCACUAAUUGAUUUACAAAUUCACAAAGUAAUAAAAAAACCGGAGAUGAACAUGCCAACUGAAGUAGUAGUUCAACAAUAUAUAAAACAAGAGUAUUAUUCUGUGUUACAGGUAUUUACAGAUGGGUCUAAGGAGCCAGAGUCUGGGAGAACAGCAGCAGCAGUUUAUAUUCCUACUUUUAAAAUAAAAAUGGCUAAAAGAUUAUCAGAUCAUGUGUCAGUUUUUACUACCGAAUUAUUAGCUAUCAUACUAGCUCUACAGUGGAUCGAAGAAGUUCAACCAGAAAGAACUGUGAUAUGUACUGACUCAAUGGCUGCGCUCACUAGUCUACUAAGUGGUAAAUCUGAAGCUCGGCAAGACUUAGUAUUUGAAGUUUUACAAAGUUUGUUUAGAAUAAGGCAGUUAAGGAUAGAGGUCAAAUUCCUCUGGGUGUCUGCACAUGUGGGUGUGGAUGGAAAUGAGGAAGUAGACUUGCUAGCAAAGAAAGCAUUAAAUCAUACACAAAUAGAAAUUAAGUUAGCUUUAAGUAAAGCUGAAUUCAAGAGAGUGAUAUCAUUUGAAGUAAGUAAGAAAUGGCAAAAGUUAUGGAAUAAUGGGUCUAAAGGAAGACAUCUUUUCCAGAUUCAGGAGUGUGUUGGAAAUGAGAGGAAAAGAUACGGAAAUAGGAAGAAAGAUGUCAUCUUAUCAAGACUAAGAAUCGGACAUACAGCAUUAAAUUAUAGUCUUUAUAAAAUAGAUCAGUAGGUGGCGGUAAUGCACCUUUUUCGCUGGUUUGCCAAACCGCCAUAAAACACCAGAAGAAGAAGAAGAAGAAGAAGA